Umbelopsis ramanniana AG is the source of this 1487-nucleotide messenger RNA. RefSeq lists its product as uncharacterized. The transcript is spliced from 8 exons. The record is from RefSeq and is a predicted model, not a curated record. The annotation marks the transcript as partial. Gene Ontology annotation, biological process: protein arginylation. Gene Ontology annotation, molecular function: arginyl-tRNA--protein transferase activity. Gene Ontology annotation, cellular component: cytoplasm. Lineage: Eukaryota; Fungi; Mucoromycota; Umbelopsidomycetes; Umbelopsidales; Umbelopsidaceae.
CAUGAAUUUGGCAGAAAGUAACGUCUCAAUCGUAUCCGUUGUAGGACCCAAUGUUGGCAAAUGUGGAUACUGCCAAGGAAAAGAUACUUCACAUACCUUUGGCGUAUGGGCAUAUUAUUUGACAUGCGAGGACUAUCAGCAACUUAUUGAUAAAGGCUGGAGAAGGUCUGGUGAAUAUGUUUAUAAACCAAAUCUCAGGACUAGCUGUUGUCCUCAAUAUGCCAUAAAGUUGGAUGCAAGCAAAUUCAAACCGUCUAAAUCACAAAAGAAAUUGGUCCACAAGUUCAAUCGAUUUGUUCAAGGGGACUGGACACCUAAUUCGGAGGAAGAUGUUAAUACAGGAAAUAAGAAACCGCAGCAGAAAUCUGAACCAGCGGGCAUGGACACUUUACCGACCCUUUUAUCACGAGCAGAACAUACGUCAAAUGAUGAAACUGAACGCCCAAAAAAGUAUGAACUGGAGAUUGAGAUGGAACCAAGCUCGUUUACAGCAGAAAAGUACUCGCUCUAUCGUAAAUAUCAAAUCGGAAUACACCAUGACCCUCCAAGCAAAUUAAAAGAAAAGUCGUUUAGACAAUUCUUGGUCGACUCACCUCUGAAGCGUUAUUCAUUUAACCGAGACGAUGGAGCGCCUUGCAGUGGAUACGGAUCGUAUCAUCAAACAUAUAGACUAGACGGGAAACUGAUAGCCAUGGCUGUUCUGGACAUAUUACCAAAUUGUGUGUCAUCAGUUUACUUCAUGUACGACCCAGAGUACGCCUUCCUUAGCUUGGGAAAGUACAGCGCAUUAAGAGAAAUUGCAUUGACCCAAGAGUUUGAAGAAAAGGUAUCCAAAGAAUUACACUGGUACUAUAUGGGCUAUUAUAUUCACAGCUGCACAAAGAUGCGAUACAAAGGACAAUAUAAGCCAUCUUAUCUACUGGACAGUGAGGCGGCAACAUGGGAGCCAAUUGAAAAAUGCGUUCCGCUAUUAGACAAGACAGGCUUUGUACCCUUUCAUAAAGCCUUGAUGGGUGAGGCUACGGACAUGGAUAGUACAUCGGCAAACGGUGUUGACUCGAUUUCCAAUUCAGCAAAUUGUUUAAGGUCCGUGUUGGCGAUUUUCUCUGGUAUGCUGGCGCCCAUAACGGUAAGUUUUGUUGCAUUUCAAUUUUCCCCAACCUUGGAUUUUUGGAAUUAACAAUGUUGUUUCCUAGGAGCUUCCAUUGUAUCAUAGCGACGACAGCUUCCGUGAAGAAAUGCAAGAAUAUGUUUCGGCAGUUGGAGAAGAUCUUGCCAAAAAGAUAAUAUUGGUGGUUAAUUAGAAUGGAUACUAACCGUUGUGGAAGAUAUUUCCAAUAUUUGUGAUUAUGAAACUCUUUUCCUUGUUUUUUUCCUUUAAGGGGAUAAUUUUUUAACUGUACAUUUUGUAACAAGUUGAUGGAACUAAGCAAAAAAAAAUUCUGUAGAGAUUAGCAUCAUAUAACAUGACUACCUUAAAGUUGGAC